AAUGGGCAAAAAGUUUCUGAGUCUUUCAGUCUAAGACCCAAAGCCUGCGCAACAUCACUUGAUCUGAGCCACUUCUAAAGAGACAUACAAGGCUGGGCGUGCUCACACCUGUAAUCCCAGCACUUUGGGAGGCCAAGGCGGGUGGAUCACUUGAGGCCAGGAGUUUGAGACCAACCUGGCCAACAUGGUGAAACCCCCGCUCUGUUAAAAAUACAAAAAUUAGCCGGGCAUGGUGGUACACACCUAUAAUCCCAGAUACUCAAUACACAGGAGGCUGAGGCGGGAGAAUUGCUUGAACCCAGGAGGUGGAGGUUGCAGUGAGCCAGGAUCUGCACUGCACUCCAGCCUGGGCAACAGAGACUGUUUAAAAAAAAAUAAAGCCCCACAGAUAGUUGGGGUCACACCAGGUGAGUGUGCGGCCAGUAGAAGAAGCUGCCUGCCCCUUGGCCUAGGCAUGCUCUCCAGGAUGCAGCCUCACUUCAUGGGCUUCCUCAGCUCCAUGACCUGUCAUUACUGUGAUGAGAGAGAGGCGAUGCCUGUUUGCCUUUACCCGGACUCCAGGAGGAAGCCCAGCCCCACCGCGCAAUCUCAUCUCUGCAUGGCAGGCUCACCACCACACUCACAUCCACUGGAUCAGGGUCCCACAGCCCAGGCCCCAUGCAUUGCCCUCAGCUGGCACCCUCCCACCGUCCCCUUCUUUGGUAUGCCCCUCAGCCCUGCUGAGAGCCCCUGUGCUCUCCAGGCUCCUCCAGCCCAGCACCUCCCAGGACAGAUCCUCAUUCCCUGCAGCUCCAGCCCCAGGGUGACAGCCAGGUUGGAAGAGGCAGCUGAAGCUGUGAAACCACCUCACACGGGAUUGAGAAAACACUCGGUCGACAUCAAGGAGUGGUGCUCAGAGAGUGCUGAAGCUGUCACUUGGCACUGCCACUGUCACUCUUUCACAAACCCAAAACCUCAAGGGCAGGGAGCUCCAGGAGGCAGGGGCAGAACCAGGCUGCUCAGCCCUGUGGCUCUCCUGCCCAGCCACCUGCCAGGAGACCAGGCACCUGACCAAGGACAGCCCCCAAAUGCCCAGUCACCACAAGUUCUUUCUGGGUUCUGGAGUCCCACACAGCCAGUAUGAGGGUGUUUUAAACAGUCAUUUCUCCACCUUCCAGAUUGUUCAGAGACCACCUGGGUCUGAAAAGACCCCUCUCCCCCUCAGAACCCAUGGGCUGCUGGGGCAGUUAGCUGUGCAGCCCCUGCUGCCUCCCGGGGUGAGGACUAAAUGAGUCCGUGCAGCUUUCAGCACGUCACCCUUUGCGACAUCCUCACUGGGGAAUGCCAGCUGGCCAGGCCUCCCUGGGGAGCUGGGGGUGGUUCUGCCCUUCUGGAGCCCUCUCGUCUCUGAAGGACCCUCAGCCAAGCAGGGAGGCAGGCUCUAGAGUCGAGGUGAGCCUUGCCCUUCAGCGGGACCUCCCAUUUUUCACUUUUCAACCCGUGCUGGGCUCCAGGGACCUGGUAGGUAUGUACUCUACUCAUGGCUGAUGGCAGGAGCUCUCCCUGCAGCCACAGCUUGGGGGCCACACUCCUGCCUCUGAAUUCCAAAAAAUGAGGCCGGCUUUUGCCCAAAUCUGCAAUCCCCAAACUAGAGCAUGCAUCUCCACGAUGCAGGUUCCCAGGCCCAGCACCAAACUUUUAUUGGAAUCCAGAGGCCUGGCCCAGGCCCAGUGGUCUGCAGCUUUCACUUCCCACCCUGACUUCCUAUUCUAUGCAGGUGUUCCCUGGAAAAGUAUUGAGAAACCUGUGAGAGGGGAGCUCAAAGUUCCCAACAGCUGCAGGCCUGACCCCAGAGGGCCCUUGGGAGUUAACUUUGCAGCUGCCGGUGGGUGGAAGGAACCGGCCUCCAAAGGCCUCACCUGUGGCUUCCUGCGUUCCCAGCCCUACACUGGCUUACCUGUGGCAGGCCAGGGCCUGCGCGGAGCUGCUUCCCAGAGCUCAGGUGAGCUGUCCCCGUGAGCAGCUCUCUGGGGUUGUGCUCAGGCCUGCGUUCCCUGCUGAUGACAGUGAGUCCAGACUCCACAUGCACCUCACCUUGUCCUCCAGGCACGGCUGUGGCCAGGUCACCGGGAAGCCCUGCGCUGGGAGGGGCCGUUGAGGUAAGUGCCUUACUAAGGUUUUCCACUUUCUGCAGGAGCCUCCCUGCCCCAGGGCAGCAGGAGGGGCCUCAGUUGCCACCUCCCCUCUUGGGGUGCAGUGCAGGUCUGCCGUCUAGACGCCUCCAGGCCUGGGCAAACUCAGCAUCCCUGCCCCUGCCGCACCUGGGCCACCACCAGCCUGGUCCAGGGUGUGGGGUUUUUCCCAGAUUGCUGUGGAAGGUCAUUGGCAGCACAGCACACAGCACCAGCAAGGUCAGGAACAAACCAAGAAGCCCUCAGUGCAGCCUCCAUGGCAGCCAUGAAAACAAAACAUGAAUUUUAAAGUAACAGUGCCACUGUGCACUGCUGGUGGGAAUGUAAGGUGGCGCAACCACUGUGGAGAACAGUCUGGCGAUUCAGAAAUUCAAACAGUACUACUACCGUAGGAUCCAGCGUUCCACCUCCGGGUGUACACCCGAAGAAGUGAAAGCCAGAACGCCAAAAGAUUGCACAUCCAUGUCCACGCAGCACUGUCCACAGUAGCAAAAGGUGGAAACAACCCAUGUGUCCUUAGAUGAGUAGAUAAACAAACCAAGGUGCGUCUUUCGGUACAAUGGAAUGUUACUCAGCCUUGUAAAGGCAAGUGACACAUGCUACAACAUGGAGGAACUUUGAGGACAUUAUUCUAAGUGGUAGAAGCCAAUCACAAAAGGACAAAUGCUGUAUGACUCCACGAAUCUGAGGUGUACCUGGCACAGUCAGAUUCAUAAAGACAGAAAGUAGAUUAGAGGCUGCCAGGAGCUGGAGGGAAGGAAUGACUUAGUUUCUAAUAGGGACAGAGUUUCUGCUUAGAAUGUUUAACAAGUUCUGGAUAUGGUGCGGAUGGUUGCACAUUUUAUGUCAUGUAUGUUUUAUGACAAAAAAGAAAUGGCCUG
Messenger RNA from Pongo pygmaeus (Bornean orangutan), 3052 nucleotides. RefSeq lists its product as uncharacterized. The record is from RefSeq and is a predicted model, not a curated record. The coding region runs from base 230 to 1123 and encodes 297 amino acids. Lineage: Eukaryota; Metazoa; Chordata; Mammalia; Primates; Hominidae. The transcript has a single exon.